Boleophthalmus pectinirostris (great blue-spotted mudskipper) is the source of this 1407-nucleotide messenger RNA. RefSeq lists its product as uncharacterized. The transcript has 9 exons. The record is from RefSeq and is a predicted model, not a curated record. Gene Ontology annotation, molecular function: cysteine-type endopeptidase inhibitor activity. Lineage: Eukaryota; Metazoa; Chordata; Actinopteri; Gobiiformes; Gobiidae. Gene Ontology annotation, cellular component: cytosol. Bases 124 to 1407 code for a protein of 427 amino acids.
GUCCUCCAAAGUGUUCACGAGUCCACAGAUGACCAGAUCUAUCACUUGGAGCAGGAAAGUGGAGGUGUGAGAUUUAGAAAGAAGCCAUUCAUAUGUGAUUACGGAUUCCAAUCACCAGAAAUUAUGUCACCUGAGGAUAAACCAGUGAUAUUGUCUGGAGGCAUCGGAGCUUCCCAACCUGCAAACCCAGAGGUGCAGGCCAUCUGUGACUCUGUGAAGAGUGAUGUGGAGGAGCAGAGAGGAGAGAAAUAUGAGAUUUUCGAGGCAAAAACCUACAAGAAGCAAGUUGUAGGAUAUAACUACUAUAUCAAGGUCCACAUUGGGGAGAACAAACAUCUGGAGCUGAUUGUGUUUGUGGGGCCCCCUGUCCUCCGUAGUGUUUACGAGUCCACAGAUGACCAGAUCUAUCACUUGGACCAGGAAUAUAUGAGAUAUACAUAUAUGUCUGAGCCGGACAUAUAUUCUUACGGAUUCCGAUCGGAAAUUAUGGCUCCUCAACAUACAGGAGGCAUCGGAGAGUCUCAACCUGCAGACCCAGAGGUGCAGGCCCUGUGUGACUCUGUGAAGAGUGAAGUGGAGGCGCAGAGAGGAGAGAAAUAUGAGACUUUCAAAGCCAUAUCCUACAAGAAACAAACUGUAUAUGGAUACAACUACUUUGUCAAGGUCCAUGUUGGAGAGGACAAACAUCUGGAGCUGUUUUUGUAUGUAGAGCCUGACCCCAACAGUCGGCCCGUCCUCCGUGGGGUUAAGGAUUUCACAGAUGACCAGAUCUCCGACUUGCAGCAGGAAAUCAGGGACAUGGAGUCUUUUCCUCCACAGGAGCUCAUCGUCGGAGGCAUCGGAGAGUCCCAACCUGCAGAUCCAGGAGUGCAGGCCAUCUGUGACUCUGUGAAGAGAGAUGUGGAGGAGAAGAGAGGAGAGAAAUAUGAGACUUUUGAAGCCAUAUCCUACAGGACACAAACUGUAGCUGGAUAUAACUACUUUGUCAAGGUCCACAUUGGGCAGAACAAACAUCUGGAGCUGGUUGUGUUUGUGGGGCUGCCUCACACCAACAGUGGGCCAGUCCUCCAAAGUGUUCAUGAGUCCAAAGACGACUUGGAGCAGGAAGGCGGAUUUAUAGAGCCGUUCAUAUGUUACUUUCCCCCAAGACAGGAAAUAAUGAUGCCUGAAUAUCCUGAGCCUGAGCUCAUGACUGGAGGCAUCGGAAAGUCCCAACCUGCAGACCCAGAGGUGCAGGCCCUGUGUGACUCUGUGAAGAGUGAAGUGGAGGCGCAGAGAGGAGAGAAAUAUGAGACUUUCAGAGCCAUAUCCUACAAGAAACAAACUGUAUAUGGAUACAACUACUUUGUCAAGGUCCAUGUUGGUGGCAACAAACAUCUGGAGCUGUUUUUUGUAUGUAGAGCCUGA